Molecule: messenger RNA, 4439 nt
Organism: Chenopodium quinoa (quinoa)
Lineage: Eukaryota; Viridiplantae; Streptophyta; Magnoliopsida; Caryophyllales; Amaranthaceae
Exons: 2
Coding region: 2729-3778 (349 amino acids)
Source: RefSeq, a predicted model, not a curated record
AUUCUUAAGCCUAAAUUAAUCAUUCAAUCAAACCCAUAAGUGUAGGUUAAGUUAGGGUUUAUAUGAAGCUCAUUUGAAGCCCAUUUUCUCUCCCCUCUCACGGCAGCCUUAAGGCUGAUUAAUGAUCAGUUUCUAAAGUCUAAAAAUCCCUAAUUAAUCAUGUAAUAACACCCCCCUUUACUCCUCUUCAAGUGGCUAUCCAAGACCCUUCUUCUACCUCUCUUUUGAACAUACAAAUCAUGAUGACUAAGUGUUCUUUUUGCUGCUUGCAUCUCAUCUGUUUCUCUCCUUAUUUCCCUCAAAAUUUUGGUAUAAUAUCAAGGCUAAAACAAAGGGAUUUUUGUCGGUAAUCUGUUUUUGCUUUUCCUCUCAAAUUCGAGCACUUAAUUGUCCUCAAGAACAUCAAGACAAUGGGGUGAAUGGAGCUUCGUUUGGGGCGUUUUGGUGGGCAACACUUGCUGCAAUUUAAUCUGAAUUUUAUGGCCUUCAUUUAAGAGGAUAGCUCCCGCUGAACUAUCGCCCAGCCCCCAGGGUGCGCACUAAAUGCCGAGAAAGCAAUUAAAGGAGGGCUCACUAGCCCGGCAGAGUUAGCCGGCAGGGCUGACCAGGCUGAACUCUCAACGAAGGAGAUGGUACGCCUAUAAAUAGAGGGUAAAGUACAACAGAAAGGAGGUGAGACACUCAAGUCAUUAUACUUUCUACAUCUUUCUAAGUACACUUUCUCUCUCUAAACACUCUUUAACUUAAGCUUCGGAGGGGGGGUUCCUCGAGCCACCCCCGAGGGCAGUUUACGUGUGCUGCCUUGUGUAGGUAGUUGACGGGACCCAGUUCGCCCAGUAGAACCCUUGGAUCCACACCUGGAACAAUUGGCGCUAGAAGGAGGGGGAGGAUCAUCUAACCUGAGGUUCACCAACUCAGCUAGGGACUAGUUAACUAACCACCAUGGCCGGAGAAGAAACUGUACAGACACCCAUGUCUAAAACUAAUGAGACCAGCCGAACACCACAAAAAACACCCCCAGUAACCAUCAAUCCAAAAGGAUCCACCGGAAACCCCAAAUCGACCAUCUCUCAGAAAUCCAACCCCAUCGGAUCGACAUCAGCUGCAGCUAAAGCGGCGUCGAAAACUAGUAGAUCCGGUGGGAUCCAGUUCCAUUUACAAAUACGGAAUGUCGUUAACCGGCGCGAACAAUGAGCUCAUUGUUUCAGCACUUGUAACCAAGAAACCGCAGCCCGUGAAUAUGUCAGCCAUUCUGCAGAACAUCUCUAAGUGCAGUAAGGAGCAGCUGGCUGCAAUGACUGCGGUCCUCACCAUUAUGGGUAAGGGGGCAAGUCCGUCAUCGAUAGCGGCAGCUGCAGAGCCCGUAGCAAAAAAGCCGGCGUCGUCGACCCUCAGAGCAGAAAGAGCUCAUUCAGUUAAAGAAGAAGGUAUUGGAGCUGGAAGCUCGUAACCUGAAUCGAGAAUGGAGCGUGGAGGAAAUAACCCCUGCUCGAAUCAGCCCGGAGAAGCGAGUCCCCCGCAGUAGGUCACCAGCCUCAGAGCGGGGACCCAUCCCUGAGAGAGAUAAACGAGCGCGAAUCCAGGUUGUUCUAGAUGAUUCCCCAUUUUGCCGGGAGAUUCUGGAGGAACCAAUGGAGAAAGUAAAGAUGCCAAGCUGCAAAUACAACGGAACCACAACACCCGAAAGCCACAUAUCAGCUUUUGAGAAUCAUAUGGUACUUUACACUAUGACAGACUCUGUCCGGUGUAAGGCUUUCCCGCCGACCCUGGAGGGGCUGGCAGCGGAGUGGUAUGGAACCAUUCCCAAAUGUUCCGUAUACUCGUACAACCAGUUGAAGAGAAUGUUCAUGGAGCAUUUCAUAACCCUAGUAGACCAAACCAUGAUGACAACCGAGCUGAUGUCGUUGGUUCAAGGGAAAGAUAAGCCCCUGAGGGAGUUCAUCACCAGAUUCAACAAGGAGGCAACAACCAUCUCAAAUAUGAGCCUGGAGGUAGCGCUACUAGCAAUGUAGAGUGGCUUACUACAAGGAUCACCGUUCAGAGCGUAUAUGGGGCGUAAGAGCCUCAAAACACUUGUUGAAGCGCUGGGCAAAGCGCACAAGUUCAUCAAAGCAGACGAGACUGGCAGAGCAAGGAAAGCACCUGGUGACUUAGUUAAGCGGGCAGAGGUCACCCGGGCAGAGAACACACCCAGGGUGGACCAGCCAAGCAGGGCUGAGCAAAACCGCAGAGAAGCGGACAGGGCAGUAGGACUGAGAAGGUCAGACCCAAAGAGAGGGCCAAGGCCUGGGAGGUUUGACCAAUAUACCCCAUUAAUUGACCCAUUCCAGGUCUCAUAUAUUCAGCGUGAAUAAAGCUGAUGACAAGUGGCAGAGACCCCCGAGGAUGGUUAAUAAGAAUCGUGAUACCAGCAAGUGGUGUGACUUCCAAAGGGACCAUGGUUACACCACUGAAGAAUGUACACACUUGAAGGACAACAUAGAAGACUUAGUCAGGAGAAGGUACUUGAAUAAGUUUAAGCAGCACGAUGACCCUCCCUGAAUGAGGGAUGAGGAUAUAGCAGGCCGCCCUGACCACAGAGGAGGUCAUAGGGGCCCAGCCGGAGACUAAGACAGAGAUGGCAAGCCAGAAGGCAGGGUGUAUGUGAACAACGGGGGUCCAGUACAUGGGGGAACAGUUAACAGAGCGCGGGCUGACCUACGAGCGAUGAUACAUCAAAUAAAUUACAAUGAUAAGCGUAAAAUGGCCACCUCUUCCCGCGCAGCCGCGAGCCAUGUUUGACGAGUAUGAUCAGAAGGGCAUAAUUUACCCUCAUUAUGACCCGCUAGUGGUGGCAAUGAGAAUCGCAAACUGGGAGGUGGAUAAAAUACUGAUAGACAGAGGCAGCUCAGCCAACAUCAUAUACAUCAGUGCGUUCAAUGAGCUGAAGUUGGACAGAAAAGACCUGAAGAGGGUGAGCUACGAAGUCACCGGGUUUAAUGGAUCAGGGCUUACCCCAGAAGGCAUAAUCGAACUCUCAGUCCAAGUAGGGGAAAGAUCAAGAAGGCGUGAUGUCCGGGCAGAGUUCCUCGUGAUAAACUCCCCUUCACCCUACAAUGUGAUCAUGGGAAGACCGCUCAUCCACAAGAUAGGCGGGGUGGUAUCCACCUAUCACCUUGCCAUGACCUACACAACUAAUGAGGGAUGGUCAGCAAAGCUCAGGGGAAGUCAGAAGACAGCCCAGCAAUGUUACAUAAUUGCCCUAAAGCAGCCCGCAAAAACCAGACAGCAGCCUGGUUCUGAGAGAAGGCCCACUGAGCAACCUAAGAGGAAGUCGAGGAAAAGGAAGCGUGAAGAAUAUCACAAGGAAAGGGAUAAACAGAAGUUAGUAAGGGAAAACUUCGAGCCUGCAAAAGAGGAAAUGGCCAGGUCACUUCCCAGUGGGGAGCAUGUCACAGUCGAGCUCACAGAAGGUGACCCCUCGAGAACAGUGAAAAUCAUGAAAGACAUUGAUCCAGGAGUAGGGGUACACCUCAUAGAGCUGUUGAGAAAGAACAAAGACAUAUUCGCAUUUUCCGCAGAUGAGAUGCCCGGAAUUGACCUAGCAGUCCUGGUACACAAGCUUAAUGUGAAGGAGGAUAUUAAGCUAGUUAGGCGGAAAAAGCGAAGCUUCUCCACGGAGAAAAACCAAGCAAUCCAGGAGGAGGUGGAGAAGCUCCUGGAGGCAGGAUUCAUUGAACCUUGUGACUACCCAGAGUGGUUAGCCAACGUGGUCAUGGUAAAGAAAGCAAAUGGCUAGUGGAGAAUGUGUGUUGAUUUCACAGAUCUUAAUAAGGCCUGCCUAAAAGACUGUUACCCGCUGCCGCGGAUAGAUCAGCUGGUAGACUCAACCAGCGGGCACGCCCUGCUAAGCUUCAUGCACUACAAGAAAAAGAGUAAUUAGCGACGGCCAAAGUAGUCGCAAAUCCGUCGCAAAAAUGGAUUUGCAACGGAUUUGCAACUACUUUGGUUCGUUGCCAAAGACCUCGUCGCAAAUCCAUUUUUGCGACUAAUUUUUGAACAGUCGCAAAUUUAGAGACGGAUUUGCAAUGCCUUUGCAACUACCAUUUAGCGACUAACUUUCAAAUUUUAGCAACUAAAUUAUUGUCUGUCGUAAUAUAUUUGCGACGGAUUAGCAACUACAGAGAUCAAUGUUUUAAGACUACUUUUGCGACGGAUUAGCGACUGCAAGACCAAACUUUUUCGACUACGAGACUAAACUUUUGCGACUACGGAGACUAGUUUUAUUGUCACGGAUUUGCGACUAUUGAGACUAAUGUUUUUGCGACGGAUUAGCAACUACUUAUGAGACCAAACUUUUGCGACUACAAAACUAAUUAUUUGUGAUAGAUUAGCGACUACUGAGACUAAUUCUUUUUCAACUAACCAAUUAGUCUCUAAACCAAAUUUACAGUCGCUAA